This is a messenger RNA of Eruca vesicaria subsp. sativa (arugula), 1368 nucleotides long. Lineage: Eukaryota; Viridiplantae; Streptophyta; Magnoliopsida; Brassicales; Brassicaceae. The record is from the annotation of a GenBank genome assembly.
AUGGCGGCAGCGGCCAUGGCCGUUCAUCUCCCAAAACAUUCAUCGUUUCUUCCAAAACCCAAACUUCUGUUGGAUCAAAACUCUAACUUUCUCGUUGUGUCCUUAAAGUCCGGUCGAUCCAUGUCCGUUAACCGGAAAACUAAAGGUCCGGUGAUGGUUUCAGCUGCUUCAACGACGAGCAAGAACAUCGUUAAAGAUGGCGAUAGAAGCAAACAGUUUUAUAUAAACUUCACAGGAUUUCCAUUUCCUCUUGGUCCUUUCCUUAACCGCCGCACCAUCAGAACCGAGGCGGUUAAAGGUUGCAUAUGGAUGUUUGAACAAGAACAAGCUUUAGGGUUUAGCAGUGUGUCAACGAAUAUAAGAAUGACUGUCAUCAAACUCAAAUCCGGUGGUUUAUGGGUUCAUGCUCCUAUUGCUCCCACCAUAGAGUGUAUUCAGCUUAUUGAGGAGUUGGGAGCUCCGGUUGAGUACAUUGUCCUGCCAACUUUUGCUUAUGAGCACAAGAUUUUCGUCGGUCCGUUUUCUAGAAAGUUCCCCAAGGCACAAGUAUGGGUGGCACCUAGACAAUGGAGCUGGCCACUCAACUUACCACUCGAGUUUUUCGGUAUCUUUCGCGCUAAAACCAUUAAAGACGCAGACUUAUCUACCCCAUGGGCUGAUGAGAUCGAGCAGAAAGUCCUUAGCUCUCCUGAAGUUGGAAUUGGACCGUAUGUGGAAGUAGCGUUCUACCAUAAGCGUUCAAGAACUUUAUUAGUCACUGAUGCUGUGAUCUUCGUCCCAAGGAAGCCACCAUCAAGUAUCAGCAGCGAAUCUUUACUGGCUUCUGCUAAGAACGGACUCGCUGUGAAGAUACUUAGCAAAGGAAAACAAGUUCCUAAUGAUCCUGUCGUUGAUACCCCAAACACUCGUCAAAAAGGAUGGGAAAGAAUGGUACUGCAAAUCCUGUUUCUUGGCCCAUCUAAUCUCUUGGAACCAAACGCAAGCUUUGCACAAAUGUCUCAGAAACUCAUUGUUUCUCCCAUUGUUAAGACUUUGGUCUUUAGCAAAGUCCCUGAGAAGGUAAGGGAUUGGAUUGAUGAGAUAGCGAGUGACUGGAGAUUCAAGAGGAUAAUCCCAGCUCAUUUCGAGGCUCCAGUAAACGCAGGGAGGUCAGAGUUUCUAGCUGCGUUUGGGUUUCUUGAUGAUCUUCUAGGGGAAAGAUAUGUAAACCGUACUCCUUCGCUCUCUUUUCUCUUCACUUCGCUGAUGGGUAAAGCAGCAAGCUAUUUUCCUCCGGAUGAUAUGAGAACUCUCUCUUCUCUUGAUCAGUUCUUAGUCUCUGUUGGUGCUGUCAAAAAGACUGUCUCUGGUAGAAAAAAACUACGAUGA